AUGACACCCCUCACUAGGAAACUCGAAGAAACGCAGGAAGAUAUCGUCCGCGUGCGUGACGAAAUGCUCGAUGCCUUGCACGCUUUCUACUCGUCGUCUUCGGCGAUUUCGAUGGGCGAAGCUGUCAGGAUUGCGGCUGCGUGGAGUGCUGAUGCUUCCCGCGCGACGCCUGUUGUCGAAGGAGACGCCACUGAAGAUUCGGUCAUACCGACAAAAGUGCGGCAGCUAAAUGCUGCGCUACUGGCUGCUAUCAACCGCUUACAGCUGGAUAACAGCAGUGACAUGGCUCCCGAAGCUCAGUUUGUAAUGUCGUGGAUGCAUCGUGAACGUCUUGAAAAGCAAGUGCAGGAGUUACGACGUAGGUUGGCUUCGAUUGAGCGACUCACGGAGAUCGACCGACGACUCCGAAGCGUUAACGAAGCGAUCGAGCACGAGUGCUUUGCUGUAGCAGCUGAAGCAAUUGUGGAAGUAGAGAAGAUGGUGCAAGAGAUUACAGAGACGGAAGAGGGAGCAGAUGGCGAGGGCAGCGACCUCAAAAUUGUCCGAGCUGCAAAGCAACAGGUGCUGAGGCAGAAAGACCGGCUGCUGGACCAGUUGACAACUUUCUUCCGCCGGAUGGUGACGUGGCACAACAGCGUACUACAUGUUACCACGGAGUUGUCGGCAAAUGGGUUGGAAACGACAACGAAGACGGUCGAGGAACGACAAAGAGACUACUGGAAAGCGUGCAAAGUACUGGGCAUCCUGGUACCGAGGUUACAGGACAUUGCGAAAGACGUCUCUUUCCAUCUGAUCAAACCAAUACUGCAGACGCCUCUGGGAAACGCGAAAAGCACACGGGAUGAUAGCAGUGCGAUGCUGGAAAUCGUGGCACCGAUUGUAAAUGACGAGGAUGCAUUGAUGAAAAGCGAGCUAGUUGAUGUACAAGAAAAGUGUGCCAGCGUUGUCAAAGUGCUUCAGUUUCUGCACGCAGAGCUUUUUGCGGGCACCACCGAGAUGAUGAGUCAGUUUGGAGACUUUAUGUGGAAGAUCCCGGGUAACCUCGAGGCCCAGCUCAUGAAUAUGCUGCAAGGUAAAAUCCCGCACGAAGUUACUGCGCUCGACGCAUACCGCGAAGGCUUGAUGACAGCUCUUGCAAGCCUGGAAACUAAUUUGGUGGCCAUUGGCUUCUCAGCUUGCAGCAAUAGCCAGCUGCGAGGUCUAGUCGACGAGCUCAACCAACUGCACGCUACGAAACGCCGACAAGUCAUCUUGAGCUCUGGGCGCGCCUUGAUGAGCCGAGCGUAUCACGAUUCAGCUGUGACCAAGGAAGGACCUGAUACAGGGAGCCUUAUUGCACCCAUGCGAUGUGAGAAGAACGACAAAGAAAGCGGAGGAAAGGGUGCCGUGUCGAGCUCGGACGCGGUGGAAAGCCGUUGUUUCCAGGCUCCUGCUUGCCGUGUAAGUAUCUGCGCUCACGAGGUAGUAGAGUUGGUGCACCAGACCCUCAAUGAGGCAUGCACUUCUGGUGAAGCGAGUGCGAAGGUGCUCUACCAGACAGCACGGGACUUGUUCUUCUUGUUCCGAACAGUUGUACCCACGCUGUACAGUGAUGCCAUUGCAAACGACCCCCAAACUUGCAUGUUGUACCACAACGACUGUAUCUAUGUCGCGUAUCACAUGCUAGUCAUUGGACAGCGCUACAACCGUCGGCUCCCAGCUUCUCUCAAUCGAACUGCGACAAUGGUGGACAUGGUCCCUGCGUUCCGAGAAGACGGGGAACGAGCAUUGUCUGCAUACACCACGCAUCGAAUCAACGAGAUCAUGUCUGCGAUGAAACAGCUACCGUCGUUUAGCACUCUCGAUUCAGAGGUUGAUGCCAAGUCCGUGGAGGACUGUCUGAAGAGCGCACUUGACAAGCUGAAGGAGAUGAGUUCUUUCUGGAGCGAAGGGUUGCCCCGAUCAGUUUACGAGAAGACCAUGUCACGUAUGCUCGAGCCGCUCGUACAGCACUUCGUCGAUGGUGUGCUCACUCAGACGACGUCCGUUUCAGACAAAGCUGGAGCUCAUCUUCACCACCUCUUGUCGCUGCUCGUAGAAACUCAAACGUUCGUUACGGCGCCGGGUCAAGCUGGAAAAUGUGUACCCAGUUUCGGAAGGCUGUCAAAGCUCCGAGCGAUGUUGAUGGAUCCGCUCGCAGCAGUUCGCGACAAAUUUGACAGCGGCUCUCUCGACGUGUUUUCUCCGAAGGAGUUGGCUAGUCUCGUGAGUUCUCUCUUCCGUGAGUCUCCUGAGCAGUAUGAGUUCGUGCAGAAGCUGCUCAUGCUUGAGACCGAGUGA
Messenger RNA from Hyaloperonospora brassicae, 2319 nucleotides. Lineage: Eukaryota; Oomycota; Peronosporomycetes; Peronosporales; Peronosporaceae. The record is from the annotation of a GenBank genome assembly.